Messenger RNA from Candidula unifasciata, 801 nucleotides. The record is from the annotation of a GenBank genome assembly. Lineage: Eukaryota; Metazoa; Mollusca; Gastropoda; Stylommatophora; Geomitridae.
AUGUCUGUAAUUUUGAAGUUGCCGUUUUACCUGAGUAUAAUGUUAACUUAUUUCUUUCAGGUGAAACUGAGAAGUUUCAUACUGCUUCUACUUUGUGCAACCCUCGGCAUAUAUUGGGCCAUCCAGCGACACUCAAGAUAUGCCUGGAUUAUCCAAGACUUACUGGGAGCAACGUUUUCUAUUUUCUUCAUGCACACCUUACGUUUGCCAAACCUGAAGAUUAUUGCUAUCCUGCUGAUUCUGUUACUAGUCUACGAUGUCUUCUUUGUCUUCAUCACUCCUCAUUUCACCCACGACGGCAACAGCAUCAUGGAAUCUGUAGCCACAGGAGGCAAAGGCCACUCUAAAGAAUCACUACCAAUGGUUUUCUUACUGCCCACGCUGUCUGACUUCCCGUUGAGACGGUGUAUGGACCGGGAAUUUUCUCUUCUGGGUUUCGGGGAUGUGAUCAUCCCAGGGCUGCUUGUGUCAUACAAUGCUGUGUUUGAUGUGAAAACUGGCAACAAAAUGGUUUACUUCAUAAGUUCCUCUCUGGGCUAUUUUAUUGGCAUGAUUGUGUGUAUCAUUUCCCUGAUCUACAUGAACUCAGGACAGCCGGCUCUCUUGUACUUGGUACCAGGCACUCUCUUCACUACACUUGUUGUGGCUCUUAUACGUAAGGAGUUCUUGGCUUUGUUCUUUGGGCUGCACAAGCAGAAGUCUGAAAAGGCUGAACCUGUUGAGUCCCAGGGAAGAGAUAGCGAGGAGGGAGAUGCAGUCAAUGAUUGCACUGAUGAAGAAGAGAGGAACUUAAUCAAGUGA